CCCAUAUUAGCAUUUAGCUCGUAAACAAUUCCCAGUCGUAGCGUACAUAGGGAGAAUCCAGUUCCUUCGUCGAUCUUUUUCGAACAUCAACAAGGUGAACUUUCUGUAAAAAAGCAUCGAAAUGCGCGAAUGCAUAUCAAUUCACGUCGGCCAAGCGGGAGUCCAGAUGGGGAACGCCUGUUGGGAGUUGUACUGUCUUGAACAUGGUAUCCAACCAGAUGGUCAAAUGCCAAGUGACAUGACUCUUGGAGGGGGAGAUGAUUCGUUCAAUACUUUCUUCAGCGAGACAGGGGCUGGCAAGCAUGUUCCUAGAGCAGUGUUUGUCGAUUUAGAACCGACGGUAGUUGAUGAAGUAAGGACUGGUACGUAUCGUCAGCUCUUUCACCCCGAGCAGCUCAUCACUGGAAAAGAAGAUGCCGCCAACAAUUACGCCCGUGGUCACUAUACUGUUGGUAAAGAGAUCAUCGAUAUGGUUUUGGAUAGAGUUCGAAAAACGGCUGACCAGUGCACUGGUCUUCAAGGAUUCCUCAUUUUUCACUCUUUUGGUGGCGGUACUGGUUCUGGAUUCACUUCGCUUCUUAUGGAACGUCUAUCUGUGGAUUAUGGAAAGAAAUCCAAACUUGAAUUUGCUGUUUAUCCUGCUCCUCAGAUCUCAACUGCAGUUGUUGAACCAUACAACGCCGUCUUGACAACGCAUACAACCUUGGAACAAUCUGACUGUGCGUUUAUGGUCGAUAACGAAGCAAUUUUUGACAUCUGUCGCAGAAACUUAGAUAUUGAAAGACCAACGUAUACAAACCUGAACCGUCUCAUCGGGCAGAUUGUGUCGUCGAUUACAGCAUCUCUUCGAUUUGAUGGCGCCCUUAAUGUUGACCUGACCGAGUUCCAGACAAACUUGGUCCCUUACCCUCGAAUCCACUUCCCCCUCGCAACCUAUGCACCCGUCAUCUCAGCCGAGAAGGCAUACCACGAACAGUUAAGUGUAGCUGAAAUUACCAACGCUUGCUUUGAGCCAGCUAAUCAGAUGGUAAAAUGCGACCCACGUCAUGGCAAGUAUAUGGCUUGCUGCUUGCUUUAUCGUGGAGAUGUUGUCCCAAAAGAUGUCAAUGCUGCAAUUGCUCACAUCAAGACCAAGAGAACCAUCCAGUUUGUGGACUGGUGUCCAACUGGCUUYAAGGUUGGCAUUAACUACCAGCCACCUACAGUUGUUCCGGGAGGUGACUUGGCRAAGGUUCAACGUGCUGUGUGCAUGUUGAGCAACACCACAGCCAUUGCUGAGGCCUGGGCUCGUCUCGAUCACAAGUUUGACUUGAUGUAUGCCAAACGUGCCUUCGUACACUGGUUUGUUGGCGAAGGAAUGGAAGAAGGAGAGUUUUCUGAAGCUCGUGAAGAUUUGGCUGCGUUGGAGAAGGACUAUGAAGAGGUUGGGCUUGAUUCCCUGGAAGAGGAUGAAGAAGAGGAAGAAUACUAAAAAUGGCUAUAAAAGCUCACCAUGUACUGACAAUUAAACUAACUUUAGUAUUUUUAAAACAUAAAURCCACUAAAUUGUAAGAUGCACUUUCUAAUUUUUAAAUUAGAAACAUUUUUAAAAAGGUUGAAAUAUACUGAACUAUGAGUUGAUUGUUGCUCCUGUCCUUAGUAUAAUCACGCAUAUCUUAAACUCAAGUACAAGAGUGAUUUGAAGCAGAACACAAAAGGCAGCGAGCCUCAGUUUUUUACAACAAAGCAAGACGAAAUUUGUAGUUCUCGUGCUCCUUAUAAGCAGAAAACCUGAAAACGGCUCUUAGAGAGAUUUUUUUGGGGGGGMUAAGCGGGACUGUAACUCUCAUCACCACAUAUUGCUUAUUGACAAAGUGUAAGUUGCAUGGGAAAAACUCGCAAAAAUCUAUUUGCUGCUCAAAUAAUAUAACAGCAAAUUUUAGAUGUUCCUUCAACAAAGAAAUCUACUACUAACUGAGGUUAAGGCCGAUUUAUUUAAAAUGUUAAUUGUUAUAGAUAAUAGAAGCUAAUUUUUGCGUUCA
This is a messenger RNA of Exaiptasia diaphana, 2022 nucleotides long. Its product is annotated as tubulin alpha-1D chain. Bases 122 to 1471 code for a protein of 449 amino acids. The transcript has 4 exons. NCBI's taxonomy places the organism in Eukaryota, Metazoa, Cnidaria, Anthozoa, Actiniaria, Aiptasiidae. Gene Ontology annotation, cellular component: cytoplasm; microtubule. Gene Ontology annotation, biological process: mitotic cell cycle; microtubule cytoskeleton organization. Gene Ontology annotation, molecular function: GTP binding; structural constituent of cytoskeleton. The record is from RefSeq and is a predicted model, not a curated record.